CUGUGAAAAUGGACAUUAAGUUUGGUUAAUCUACAAAUCUGUAGGACAUUUGGAUAAAAUUACAACCGAGUGAAACAAGAGCUGUGAAGUUGGAACGGGAAAUGCCCUCUAAAAUAUACUAGAGUAACCAGGGAUAGUUUCUGAUAAAAAAAAAAUUCCUGAGCAAACGGAAAUGAUUUCUGGAUAGACAACAGUAUCUGAGCAAAAAUGGUUUCUGCACAAAAACAGUCGUUCCCGGGCAAACGGCAAAGUUUCUGAGUAAAAAUUAGUUUCUGAGCAUACAACAGUAGUUUUAAAGCAAACAACAAAAGGUCCCGAGAAUGAGAGAAAUGGUUUUUGAAUAAUCAAUAGUUUCUAAACAGUCGGCAAACGUUCCGGUGAAAAUAGUUAUACUGUUUGAGCAAACGAUGUAUAGUUUCUGAGGAAAGAACAAUGGCUUCUGAGGAAAGAAUAAUGGCUUCUGAGGAAAGAACAAUGGCUUCUGAGCAAACAACAAUGUCUUCUGAGCAAACAACAAUAAUUUCUAAGCAAACGACUGUAUAGUUUCUGAGCAAUCAGCAAUGGUUUCUGAGCAAACGGCUGUAUAGUUUCUGAGCAAACAAAAGUGGCUUGUGAGCAAACAACAAUGAUUUCUGAGCAAACUAUUGUAUAGUUUCCGAACAAACAAAAGUGACUUCUUGGCAAACAACAAUGGUUUCUGAGUAAACAAUGUCUUCUGAGCAAACAACAAUGGUUUCUGAGCAAACGAGUGUAUAGUUUCUGAACAAACAAAAGUGUCUUCUUGGCAAACAACAAUGGUUUCUGAGUAAACAACGUCUUCUGAGCAAACAACAACGUCUUCUGAGCAAACAACUGUAUAGUUUCUGAGCAAACAACAAUGUCUUCUGAGCAAACCGCAAUAGUUUUUUGAGCAAACAACUGUAUAGUUUCUGAGCAAACAAAAGUGGCUUCUACGCAAACAAUAAUGGCUUCUGUGCAAACAACGAUAUCUUCUACAGCAAUCAUUUCUGAGCAAACGACAACAGUUUCUAAACAGCUGAUUGCCGAGGGAUGGUGUAAUGGCGAUGGCGAUGGCGAGACUGCUCGACUACUGGACACGAAUGCGCCAAACGUUUGUGGAGAACGGUAUACUGCAGACCAAACGAGUGGCAACAGUUCCCUACAGACGAUACACGUAUAUGGUGUUCGUUGGUAUGUUCUUGGCCUGUUUUCAUUUUUCAGCCUUGCACAGUCUUUGAUUUGGAACUGUUUUGGUCCCAUUUCGCAAUCGGCCAAACUCGUGUUUGACUGGACAGACGGCACUAUAGGGAUGUUCCCAAACGCGUCGAAUAUUGCCAAUAUCAUUUGUAUGGUGCCCUUUGCCUACCUCAUGGAUGUAAAAGGUCUGAGAGUCUCUGUGCUCGGGUGUUGUUUUAUGAUGGCUGUCGGAGCCGGUCUGCGAUGUAUAACUAGUCAACCCACACCAGCUACAUGGCUUAUUAUGAUAGCCCAAAUAUUAAAUGGAAUAUCCGGCACUGUUGCAUUAGCAGGCCCGCCCCUCGUGUCAGCCACGUGGUUUCCAUCCAGUCAAAGGGCUACAUCAACUGCCAUCUCAUCUAUAUUUUCGUCUUUCGGCGUGGCCACAUCCUUUCUUGCUGGUGAGAACAAACUACUUUAA
Molecule: messenger RNA, 1657 nt
Organism: Gigantopelta aegis
Lineage: Eukaryota; Metazoa; Mollusca; Gastropoda; Neomphalida; Peltospiridae
Product: solute carrier family 49 member 4-like
Exons: 3
Coding region: 965-1657 (230 amino acids)
Biological process (GO): transmembrane transport
Cellular component (GO): intracellular membrane-bounded organelle; membrane
Molecular function (GO): transmembrane transporter activity
Source: RefSeq, a predicted model, not a curated record